This is a messenger RNA of Apis laboriosa (Himalayan honeybee), 1654 nucleotides long. RefSeq names its product V-type proton ATPase subunit B (gene Vha55). Gene Ontology annotation, cellular component: proton-transporting V-type ATPase, V1 domain. Bases 49 to 1536 code for a protein of 495 amino acids. Gene Ontology annotation, biological process: ATP metabolic process; proton transmembrane transport. The record is from RefSeq and is a predicted model, not a curated record. Lineage: Eukaryota; Metazoa; Arthropoda; Insecta; Hymenoptera; Apidae. The transcript is spliced from 4 exons. Gene Ontology annotation, molecular function: ATP binding; proton-transporting ATPase activity, rotational mechanism.
UCCUACUGUUUGAUCGACCUAAGAGACUAGGAGAGGCACGUCAACAAGAUGUAUCCAAAAACUAUCGGAGAACGUCAAGCUAAUAAAGAACAUGUAUUGGCUGUUUCAAGAGAUUUUAUAUCACAGCCACGACUUACAUAUAAAACCGUCUCAGGUGUAAAUGGACCAUUGGUAAUAUUAGAUGAAGUCAAAUUUCCAAAAUUUGCAGAAAUUGUUCAAUUAAAACUUGCUGAUGGAUCUACAAGAUCUGGUCAAGUAUUAGAAGUAUCAGGUUCUAAAGCAGUUGUUCAAGUGUUUGAGGGUACUUCUGGUAUUGAUGCAAAAAAUACUCUUUGUGAAUUUACUGGUGAUACUCUUCGGACUCCUGUAUCUGAAGAUAUGUUGGGCCGUGUUUUUAAUGGAUCUGGAAAACCAAUUGAUAAAGGUCCUCCUAUUCUUGCGGAAGAUUUUUUGGACAUUGAAGGACAACCAAUUAAUCCAUGGUCACGUAUUUAUCCUAAAGAAAUGAUUCAAACAGGUAUCUCAGCUAUUGAUGUUAUGAAUUCUAUUGCUCGUGGGCAAAAGAUUCCUAUUUUCUCAGCUGCUGGUUUACCACACAAUGAGAUUGCUGCACAAAUUUGUCGUCAAGCUGGUCUUGUAAAGUUACCUGGAAAAUCAGUUUUGGAUUCUCAUGAAGAUAAUUUUGCUAUUGUAUUUGCUGCUAUGGGUGUGAAUAUGGAAACUGCUCGUUUUUUUAAGCAAGAUUUUGAAGAAAAUGGUUCUAUGGAAAAUGUGUGCCUCUUUUUAAAUUUAGCUAAUGAUCCUACUAUUGAAAGAAUUAUCACUCCACGUCUUGCUUUAACUGCAGCUGAAUUUUUGGCUUAUCAAUGCGAAAAACAUGUUCUAGUUAUACUAACUGAUAUGUCCUCUUAUGCUGAAGCUCUUCGUGAAGUAUCAGCUGCUCGUGAAGAAGUACCAGGACGACGUGGUUUUCCUGGUUAUAUGUAUACAGAUUUAGCAACUAUAUAUGAACGAGCUGGUCGAGUAGAAGGUCGUAAUGGUUCUAUUACCCAAAUUCCAAUUUUAACUAUGCCAAACGACGAUAUUACUCAUCCUAUUCCUGAUUUAACUGGAUAUAUUACUGAGGGUCAAAUUUAUGUUGAUCGUCAACUUCAUAAUAGACAGAUUUAUCCACCUGUUAAUGUACUUCCUUCACUAUCUCGACUUAUGAAGUCUGCUAUUGGUGAAGGAUGGACACGAAAAGAUCAUUCUGAUGUGUCUAAUCAAUUGUAUGCUUGUUAUGCUAUUGGAAAAGAUGUACAAGCUAUGAAAGCUGUUGUUGGUGAAGAAGCUUUAACACCAGAUGAUUUGCUAUAUUUAGAAUUUCUUUCUAAGUUUGAGAAAAAUUUUAUUUCUCAGGGAAGUUAUGAAAAUCGUACGGUCUUUGAAUCAUUGGAUAUUGGUUGGCAGUUAUUACGUAUUUUUCCUAAAGAGAUGCUCAAACGAAUUCCCACUAAUAUUCUCGCAGAAUUUUAUCCAAGAGAUUCACGUCAUUAGUUUUUUUUUCAUAUUUACAAUUAAAUCUUUUUUGUUUAAACUAUAUAAAAAGAAUUAGAAUGAAAAAAAUGGAAAAAUGGUCUGAUUCUCUGGUUUUUUAAUGAUUAAAUUGAAAAAA